Messenger RNA from Striga hermonthica, 1626 nucleotides. NCBI's taxonomy places the organism in Eukaryota, Viridiplantae, Streptophyta, Magnoliopsida, Lamiales, Orobanchaceae. The record is from the annotation of a GenBank genome assembly.
AUGUCCGCCGCCAUAGCUACAGCUGCUGGUUUGUCUCUCCCGAUAUCUUUCUCCCGUUCGAACAAGUUUAGCAGCAAAAGGUGUGUAAAGGGAGGAUUUGGAGUAUUUGCAAUCAUUGGUGAGGGAGGUGAAUUGGUCGAGAGGAAAAGUCCGUGGACGACACUUUUUAAUGUAGAGGACCCACGUUCGAAGGUACCUCAAUACAAAGGCAAGUUUCUCGACGUGAAUCAAGCACUCGAGUUGGCUAGGUAUGACAUACAGUAUUGUGAUUGGAAGGCUCGACAAGAUGUACUCACGAUCAUGCUUCUGCAUGAAAAGGUCGUGGAAGUAUUAAACCCUCUUGCUCGUGAAUUCAAAUCGGUUGGAACUCUCAGGAAGGAACUUGCUGACUUACAGGAAGAACUGGCACAAGCACAUAAUCAGGUACAUAUAUCAGAAGCAAGAGUGUCAACUGCUUUGGAAAAGCUAGCUUAUAUGGAAACACUUAUUAACGAUAAAAUAGUUCAAGACCGAAACACAACAGAAGAAGAAACUGAUAACUUACUCCCAACUACUCCGAGCACUUCCAAAGGAUGUCCCGAUACUAUGAAGAGCAGAAAAUCAAGGAAAAACCUUAACGUGUCGGGACCAGUGCAUCCUUACAAUGAUCGUUUGAAAAACUUUUGGUACCCUGUUGCUUUUUCCUCGGACUUAAAGGAUGACACAAUGGUCCCAAUAGAUUGUUUUGAAGAACCAUGGGUUAUUUUUCGUGGUAAAGAUGGCAAAGCUGGGUGUGUACAAAAUACGUGUGCUCAUAGGGCUUGCCCGCUUCAUUUGGGCUCGGUGAAUGAGGGUCGUAUACAGUGCCCUUAUCAUGGGUGGGAGUAUACGACGAGUGGAAAAUGUGAGAAAAUGCCAUCGACUAAAUUACUCGACAUAAAAAUAAAGGCUUUGCCGUGUUUUGAGCAAGAGGGUAUGAUUUGGAUUUGGCCAGGCAAUGAUCCCCCGACUGCUAAGCUUCCUUCUUUAUUACCACCUCCCGGUUUUCAAAUACAUGCUGAGAUUGUGAUGGAACUUCCUGUCGAGCAUGGAUUACUUUUGGACAACCUUUUGGAUCUUGCACAUGCUCCUUUUACACAUACCUCGACAUUUGCUAAGGGAUGGAGCGUUCCAAGCUUGGUGAAGUUUUUAACACCGGCAUCCGGAAUGCAAGGCUAUUGGGAUCCAUACCCGAUCGAUAUGGAGUUCAGGCCACCUUGCAUGGUUUUAUCGACAAUCGGUAUAUCAAAACCCGGAAAAUUGGAAGGGCAAAGUACAAGAGAAUGUUCAACUCAUCUUCACCAACUCCAUGUUUGCUUGCCUUCAUCGAGACAUAAAACGAGGUUGUUAUAUAGAAUGUCACUCGAUUUUGCUCCCAUACUCAAACACAUCCCUUUAAUGGAGCAUCUGUGGAGACAUUUCGCCGAGAAGGUGUUGAACGAGGACCUAAGGCUCGUAUUAGGCCAGCAAGAGCGAAUGCUAAAUGGCGCAAACGUUUGGAAUUGGCCCGUGUCUUAUGAUAAGCUUGGAGUAAGAUAUAGGCUAUGGAGGGACUCGGUUGAGCAAGGAGGAUCGAAAAAGAGUACAUUUUUCAGCAAUUCAAAUUAA